AUGCUCCCAUUUACAUUCACCGUCAUGCUGGCAGCCGCCGCCGCCGCCGCCGCCGCCGCCGCCGCCGCCGCGACGAUCAAACGGGCCGGCUGCUCGGGCUUCGCGGGCACCUGCGGGCGGGCGUACGCGCACAACGGCACGUCGGGCCGGCCCGACGCCGACAUGACCGUGUACGCGACGUACUGCUUCGACGAGGCGGGCGAGCGCAACUACAACCCGAUGGUGCGCAUCGACGACUGCCUGUCGAAUACCUUUGGGCAGCUGACGAGCGGAACGGGCUUCGCGAAUAGCUGCCACGACUUUGGCAUCGAUCCGAUCGGGACGCCCAACUUUUUCCACGCCACGUGCGCGGAUGGUAGCGGGCACGAGAAGCAGACGCAAAUCGACCUAAACGACGUGUUGUGCAACCUCGAUGGCAAGCUAUCCUGCAGCCAGUAA
This is a messenger RNA of Akanthomyces muscarius, 438 nucleotides long. RefSeq lists its product as uncharacterized. The coding region runs from base 1 to 438 and encodes 145 amino acids. Lineage: Eukaryota; Fungi; Ascomycota; Sordariomycetes; Hypocreales; Cordycipitaceae. The record is from RefSeq and is a predicted model, not a curated record. The transcript is spliced from 3 exons.